Molecule: messenger RNA, 1980 nt
Organism: Zea mays
Lineage: Eukaryota; Viridiplantae; Streptophyta; Magnoliopsida; Poales; Poaceae
Exons: 6
Coding region: 526-1608 (360 amino acids)
Source: RefSeq, a predicted model, not a curated record
GGAAGGGGAGCUGUUGCCUCUUGCAGAUGAACAGUUUAAGGGAAGAGGGCCGCUCGCGGUAUGCGCUGCCGAAAGCCUCGUAUGUUAGCACUGCGCGUCUUUUUUAUUCAGGUCGCUCCAAGACCCUUUUCUUCCGUUUUUCCACCAUGAUGCCUCCAAAUUUGCCCCCAAUUCGCGCGACAUCGUGUUUCGAAACUCAAACGGUCCUUAAAUUACGGUGUCAGUUAACUAAUCCAGACGGCGGGGCCCACUCUGUUUGCAUUAACAAACCACCCCGCCCCCGUCCGGCGUCCGCUGCUCCGCUCCGUUUACCCUUUUCCCCUCCGAUCGCGGCGGCAGCUUCCGCGAAGGCCUUCGCUAAAAAACCGAGCUCGCCACGCCAGGUAUCUCCUAUUUUUUUCUCCUCCGCCUCGAGUUCCGCCACCUCCGAGCCUCCCCCGCCGCGUCCCAGGGACCGGGAGCCCCAGUCCCCUAGUUCGCUCGCCUUCCGCCGGCGCAAGAGAAGCCCCUAUCUCCUCCCAUCCUAUGGGCGCCGUGGCGUCGACGGUGGCGGCGCGCUUCGCGUUCUUCCCGCCGACCCCGCCGUCGUACGGGGUAGAGCCACCGCCGUCGCCGGCCGCGGCUGCGGCGGACACGGAGGUGGUGGAGCUCAGCGGGGUGCCGGUGUCACGGGGCCGCGGCGUGGAGGCGCGCCGGCUGCCAACGAAGCGCGGCACCGAGGUGGUGUCCAUGUACGUCCGCCAGCCCGGGGCGCGCCUCACGCUGCUCUACUCCCACGGCAACGCCGCCGACCUGGGACAGAUGUACGAGCUCUUCGUCGAGCUCAGCGCCCACCUCAAUGUCAACCUCAUGGGUUAUGACUAUUCUGGGUACGGGCAAUCAUCUGGGAAGCCAAGUGAACAAAAUACUUAUGCUGAUAUAGAAGCUGUGUAUAGGUGUCUUCUAGAAACAUAUGGAGCCUCUGAAGAAAACAUCAUUCUAUAUGGUCAAUCAGUGGGGAGUGGCCCUACUUUGGAUUUAGCAUCCCGUUUGCCUCAUUUACGAGCUGUUGUUCUACAUAGCCCAAUUUCAUCUGGUUUAAGAGUGAUGUAUCCUGUAAAGCAUACAUAUUGGUUUGACAUAUAUAAGAACAUUGACAAAAUUCCUCUGGUCAGGUGUCCUGUAUUAGUUAUACAUGGUACAGCUGAUGAGGUUGUUGACUGUUCUCAUGGGAGGGCACUAUGGGAACUAUCCAAAGUGAAAUACGAGCCUCUGUGGAUCAAGGGAGGGAACCACUGUAAUUUGGAACUGUACCCAGAAUACAUUAAGCACCUGAAAAAAUUUGUUACUGCCAUAGAGAAAUCACAACCAGUUAAAGACGAAUCUCCAGAGAGUUCAGGUCCUUCAGAUCCUAGUGAAAUUGGAUCCGAAAGUGCAGAGAACUCAAGGAGAAGCACCGAUAUCCGGGACAAACCAAGAUCAAGCAUUGAUCAUAGACCUAGCAUUGAUCGACGGGAGAAACCUAGGGGAAGUAUAGACAGGAGAGAUAAAAACAGAAAGAGUAUUGAUCAGCUUGACAAACCACGGGCUAGUGUGGAUCAACCUGACAGGGCACCUUUGGGGGGAUGAUGAGGUCAGUCAAAUUGUGCAAUAUUGAUUGUUUCACUGCAGCUUCCGGGAGCUGAUAAUAUCGGGAGGUUAGUACUUCGUAGUGUCUCUUAGUCAUCUGUAUGUAUUCCAUUUUUUAUAAUUUAUUAUUCAAUUGGGUGUUUUAGUGUGGCUGUGGAAAAGGUGUAUUGGUCUGAAUGAGGGCUUGUAUUUGUUUCCCAUGAAUUGUUUGUUUCUGGAAAGGAAACUCCCAUAGUUUCCAAACAAGAUCAUUUUUUUUCUUGAAGUCUUUCAUUUGUUACCUGAUGAAAUCCGAAGAAAAUGCAAAGCAACGAGAAGCAUUGUCUUUGCAGAACUGUAAAUAUGUUGUACUAUUCCACCUUUUUUUCAUUC